This is a messenger RNA of Melospiza melodia melodia, 2591 nucleotides long. It is a transcript of the gene GNG7, whose product is annotated as G protein subunit gamma 7. Gene Ontology annotation, cellular component: heterotrimeric G-protein complex. Gene Ontology annotation, biological process: G protein-coupled receptor signaling pathway. NCBI's taxonomy places the organism in Eukaryota, Metazoa, Chordata, Aves, Passeriformes, Passerellidae. The coding region runs from base 303 to 509 and encodes 68 amino acids. The transcript is spliced from 6 exons. Gene Ontology annotation, molecular function: G-protein beta-subunit binding. The record is from RefSeq and is a predicted model, not a curated record.
GCACGGUGCGUUGCGCCGCGCGGUGUCUGAGGCGGCGGCUCCGCUCCGCGCCCGCCGCGCCCGCUCCCGUCGGUACCGGAGAUUUGUCCUUUCCCCUUGCAGCAAGUGCCAGAGGAGCUGGGGACACCUGCCCAGCCCUGAACCCACUGCAGAGAACAAGGGGGUGAAAGGAACCCCAGCCCAGAAUCACUGACGAGCAAUCCAGGAAUCCAGAAAAAAAUCAAGGAAUCCACACAGAGAACGAGGCUGCUCUGCAGUAGGAAGGAUUCUGCUGUGCUGGGGCCCGGAGCCGAUGGCAGAGAAUGUCCACGACUAACAACAUAGCUCAGGCCAGGAAGCUCGUGGAGCAGCUCCGCAUCGAGGCCGGGAUCGAGAGGAUCAAGGUCUCCAAAGCAUCCUCGGAGCUGAUGAAUUACUGUGAGCAGCAUGCUCGGAAUGAUCCUCUCCUGGUGGGAGUUCCUGCUUCUGAGAAUCCCUUUAAGGACAAAAAGCCCUGCAUCAUCCUAUAGCUGUGGAUCCUUCUGGAAGGAAAUCCCCAUCCAGCCUCUGGAUCCAGGCUCCUCCACAGCUCCACCUGCACCCAGGGGUAAAAACUCAACGCUGGCUUCACACAGAACUUAAAAAAUUUCCUGAGAAAAACAAACAAACAAAAAAAAAAAUCCAAGAAAAAAAAACAAAAACAAAACAAAAAACCAAAACAAAAUAACAAAAACAAAACAAAAGAAAAAACAACCAGAGAAAAACAAAACAAAAGAACCCCAAAAAAGUAAAUUUGGAAGUGGGGGUUUGAAAGUGGGAUUAAGAAUUGGAAUCAGGAUUUUUAAAAUUUACCCAGGGUUGGGGGAGGAAAGGAAGGUGGGGAGGGGAUUUUUUAUUGGGAUAUUUGGAUUUGGGAAAGGGGUGGUUGUGGGGUCAUUCCCAGUGGGAUGUGAGAGCUGGACCUGGAUCCAAUCAGAGCCAAAUCAGCAGGAAUUUCCUCUGGAGAAGGGGUGAGGUGGGAACCAUUUUGUAAAAAAUCAGUACAAAAAGAAAAAAAAACCCCAAAAAAAACCCCAAAAUCCCCAAAUCCAGCUGGAAAAAUCCCAGUUGGGAAUGGCCAAAGGGAGGCUGGGGAGGCUUUUCCCUGCAUCCCACAGCUCUGCUGGGAUCCAGGGAUGGCCCUGCAGGGCAAUUCCCAGCUGGGAGAGACCCCAGGAGGAAUUUUAGGGAUCCCCAGGGAUGGGGGAGGUCGGGAUCUUUGGGGGUCUCUGUGCUGUCCCCAAAUUCAGGGAGGGAGGGAAGGAAGGGAAGGAGCUUCCUGGUGCAUCCAGAAUCUUGGAAAAAUCCAAUUUUGGGGGAGUUUCAACCCGAAUCAGCAAAUUCCCAGCGUUUCCCAUCUCCCUUUUCCAACACUGGAAUUCUUCCCACUAAAUCCAGGGCCUGGGAAUUGUCCAGGGAGGUUUAGGGCAGGUGGGGAAGGGGAAUGGAAGGAUCAGUUCUGUUCCCAUCCCUUGGGAAUCUGGGACUGGGAUUGAAACUGGGAGCGCUUGGAUCUCAUGGGGAUGAGCUGGCAUGGAGGGGAGAGCAGGGAAAAGGGAGCAGGGAAAAGGGAGCAGGAAAAGGGGAGCAGGGAAAGGGAGCAGGAAAAGGGGAGCAGGGAAAGGGAGCAGGGAAAAGGGAACAGGAAAAGGGAGCAGGGAAAAGGGAACAGGAAAAGGGAGCAGGAAAAGGGGAGCAGGGAAAGGGAGCAGGAAAAGGGGAGCAGGAAAAGGGGAGCAGGAAAAGGGGGAGAUAGAAAAAAGGGAGCAGGGAAAAGGGAACAGGAAAAGGGGAACAGGAAAAGGGAGCAGGAAAAGGGGAGCAGGAAAAGGGGAGCAGGAAAAGGGAGCAGGAAAAGGGGAGCAGGAAAAGGGGAGCAGGAAAAGGGGAGCAGGAAAAGGGGAGAUAGAAAAAGGGGAGCAGGGAAAAGGGAUCUGGAAAAGGGGGAGCAGGAGAAGCUUCCAUGGAGCCCUUGGGUGGAUGCUUGGGAGAACUCCAGGAAUUCCACAAAGUGGGGAAAGGACAAAUGCCAGGAUUUGGGUGCAGUGUCCAAUCCCUGUCCCAGGGCCCAUCGUGGGGCUCAGCAGCUGCUGGGAGACAUUCCCAGAAUCCCAGAAUCCCAGAAUCCCAGAAUCCAUGAGGCUGGAAAAGAUUUCCCAAAACCACCGUAGGCAGAGGCCAUUCCUGGUUAUCCUGAGCACAGGCUUUUUGGGGAGAGAAGGGAUAAAAACAACCCAGCCAGAGCUGAUGUGAAAUCCUGGGAGUUUCCCCAUUCCUCACAAAGCUUUGGAUCGGAUUGGGAAUGCCAAGGAUGGGGUUGGGAAUGCCAGGGAUGGAAUGCCAGGGUUAGGAAUGCCAGGGAUGGGGUUGGGAAUGCCAGGAUGGGGUUGGGAAUGCCAGGGUUAGGAAUGCCAGGAUGGGGUUAGGAAUGCCAGGGUUAGGAAUGCCAAGGUUAGGAAUGCCAGGGAUGGGGUUAGGAAUGCCAGGGUUAGGAAUGCCAGGGAUGGGGUUAGGAAUGCCAGGGUUAGGAAUGCCAAGGUUAGGAAUGCCAGGGAUGGGGUUAGGAAUGCCAG